AUGGCCGAAUUCGUGCGCGCCCAGAUCUUUGGAACUACCUUUGAGAUCACCUCGAGAUAUUCCGACUUGCAGCCUGUGGGCAUGGGAGCCUUUGGUCUCGUCUGCUCCGCCCGCGACCAGCUGACGAACCAGAAUGUUGCCGUCAAGAAGAUUAUGAAGCCGUUCAGCACUUCGGUCCUCGCCAAGCGAACCUACCGUGAGCUCAAGCUGCUCAAGCAUCUCAGACACGAAAACGUCAUUUCUCUGAGCGACAUCUUCAUCUCCCCCCUUGAAGACAUCUAUUUCGUCACCGAGCUUCUCGGCACAGACUUGCACCGGCUGCUCACUUCGCGGCCUCUUGAGAAGCAAUUCAUCCAGUAUUUCCUCUACCAGAUCAUGCGGGGUCUGAAAUACGUUCACUCUGCGGGGGUCGUCCACCGCGACCUCAAGCCCAGCAACAUCCUUGUCAACGAGAACUGUGAUUUGAAGAUUUGCGACUUCGGCCUCGCCCGUAUCCAGGAUCCCCAGAUGACCGGCUAUGUCUCGACGAGAUACUACCGCGCCCCCGAGAUUAUGCUCACAUGGCAAAAAUACGAUGUCGAGGUCGAUAUUUGGAGUGCCGGCUGCAUCUUUGCCGAGAUGCUCGAGGGCAAGCCUCUUUUCCCCGGAAAGGACCACGUCAACCAGUUUUCGAUAAUUACGGAACUGCUCGGCACUCCCCCCGAUGACGUCAUCAACACAAUCGCCAGCGAGAACACCCUGAGAUUUGUCAAGUCGCUACCCAAGCGCGAGAGGCAGCCUCUCAAGAACAAGUUCAAGAACGCCGACCCUGCCGCCAUCGAGCUCCUCGAGCGGAUGCUGGUCUUUGACCCCAAGAAGCGUGUCACCGCGACAGACGCGCUGGCCGACGAGUACCUCGCGCCCUACCACGACCCCACCGACGAGCCGGUGGCCGACGAGAAGUUCGACUGGAGUUUCAACGACGCCGACCUGCCGGUGGACACAUGGAAAAUCAUGAUGUACUCGGAGAUCCUCGACUACCACAACAUAGAGUCCAGCAUGCAGCAAGGUGACGGCACCGAGUUCGCCCCGCAAUAA
Molecule: messenger RNA, 1077 nt
Organism: Microdochium trichocladiopsis
Lineage: Eukaryota; Fungi; Ascomycota; Sordariomycetes; Xylariales; Microdochiaceae
Product: stress-activated MAP kinase
Exons: 8
Coding region: 1-1077 (358 amino acids)
Biological process (GO): stress-activated MAPK cascade; osmosensory signaling pathway; protein phosphorylation
Cellular component (GO): nucleus; cytoplasm
Molecular function (GO): ATP binding; MAP kinase activity
Source: RefSeq, a predicted model, not a curated record